Messenger RNA from Trematosphaeria pertusa, 549 nucleotides. RefSeq lists its product as uncharacterized. The transcript has 2 exons. The coding region runs from base 1 to 549 and encodes 182 amino acids. NCBI's taxonomy places the organism in Eukaryota, Fungi, Ascomycota, Dothideomycetes, Pleosporales, Trematosphaeriaceae. The record is from RefSeq and is a predicted model, not a curated record.
AUGUCUGCAGAUGAGAAGCUCGCCGAAUUAGAAGCCCAGAUCAAGGAAAAUGCGGAGAGAAUACAAGGUCUGAACACCGAGUUAAGAGUUUACAACCAAGAAACAGAACAGUUCAUCGCCCUCUUACGGGAUCAAGAGGGUAUCCAGAUCUCCAGCUUGGAUCACCAAGACGCCGAAGCAAGCCUUAGGGAAGAAUAUCAUGAUGGAGGCGAAGGCGUCUUCGAGGAUAUCGAUCUUCGCACGCCCCAGUCAUAUCACCGUCCUCAGGCACAGGGAAUGCUACCAGGUGCCCAUCAUGCUGGGCCUUCCCCACCCGAGCGAUCGACUGAUUGGAAUAGCGCAGCCGCACGAGCAGCGGCACUUUGUCUGGCCCUCGUCAUCCCCGGGGCCAGCGGCGAGCUUCUUGAGUUCCCGAUCGAGAUGCAUGAUCUUGCAUUUGUGCUACAAGAGACGCUCAAAAGGAAGGGCUGGCGCAAAGAUUGUAUUAGUAUUGCUAUCGAAGGCUUCCUCGAGCGACCUAUGAUACGAAUCAUGCACGAGAGGGGUUAG